Cynara cardunculus var. scolymus (artichoke) is the source of this 1984-nucleotide messenger RNA. RefSeq lists its product as uncharacterized. Bases 1 to 1803 code for a protein of 600 amino acids. Lineage: Eukaryota; Viridiplantae; Streptophyta; Magnoliopsida; Asterales; Asteraceae. The record is from RefSeq and is a predicted model, not a curated record. The transcript is spliced from 7 exons. Gene Ontology annotation, molecular function: protein binding.
AUGGUUUACGACUACCAAAAAACCGAUAUCCAAGUUUACGAUGCUGUGGUUCGUGAUGAAUGGGAUAGCAUAAGUAAAAUCUUUCAAAAACAUCCAGAACUACGAACCAAGCCAAUCAGUUGGCAGAAGGAGACGCCACUAAUGAUAGCCGUCGGAACGAAUCAAUCCCAUCGUUUUGUCCGAAAUCUGCUUGACAGUCUUUCUAACGAUCUUGACUCGAUCAAUGAUGCGAUUGAAGCAAAGAACGAAGAAGGUGACACGGCCCUCCAUUACGCUACUAAGAUUGGGAAUAUGAUCGAUGCAAAAUUAUUGCUCUCAUAUUCUACCAAACCUACAGAGAUAGCCUUGCAGGAGAAUAACAAAGGAGUUACACCGUUGUUCUAUGCUGCCUCGUACGGUAGGAAGAAGGAAAUGCUUGAAUACUUGUAUUCGUUGGUGAGUGCUUUUUUAAGCCCUUCCAAAUCAAGAAUUCAGACUCAAACGUUGCUUGCCGGCCCUCUACUUAAUAACGCCAUUGAUGCUGGAUUCCCCGGCAUAGCAUUAAAUCUACUGGAUGUGUACUCAAAGGGCGUCCUAGUCAGCAAACCAUAUGACUUACAAAAAGCUUUGAGAGAACUGGCUAGCAGACCACAACUUUUUCAUAGCGAACGCAAACUUGGAUUUUUGGAUGUUCUCAUUUAUAAAUUGUUAUAUGUGGACGAGAAGCAUAGUAAACUCACGACAUCUGUUGAUGAGAAGAGGACAAGAAAACGAUAUGCUCAUGAUGUGGAAGCUGUAUACGCUGGAAAUGAAUUAUCCUACUAUAACUACAAAUGGACAUCUAUUACAACAUGGAUUAAGAGGAUGUUCCGAUACCUAGCUUCACCAAUCAAAAAAAUCUAUGAUUUGAAGCUAACACACAAACAAAGCCAGCAACUUUUAGACCGCAUCUGCGAAAUGGUGAAAGAAAAGGACAACCAUGACGUUGCUUCGGCGUUCUUUUCAUCCACAAUAUUUAUGGCCGUAGAAUCUGUGAACUAUGAGGUACUUAAGAAGUGUAUAGCAACAUACCCAAGCCUUAUUUGGUCUGAGUAUUGUUCCGAUUUCGAACACCGUCAUAUGUUCUACGAAGCCAUCAAGCAACGCCAAGAACAAGUAUAUGAUCUUGUCUACGAAAUGAAUAGCUACAAGGGAGUCGUAUUAAAUCAAAUUGAUAACAAAACAAAAGAGAACGUAUUACAUAUUGCUGCAAAGUUGGCCCCACCUCAUCGACUCAAUACUAUAACCGGUGCAGCUCUACAAAUGCAGCGUGAGCUUAAAUGGUUUGAGGAAAUUGAAGCUUUUGUAGAACCUUCAUUGAGAGAUGGUCGUAACAAAGACAAUAAAACUCCUAGAAUGCUUUUUACUGAAGAGCAUAAAGAAUUGCUUAAAGAAGGGAAAGAAUGGAUGAAAGACACUGCAUCUGCAAGUAGCGUUGUAGCAACACUCAUAGUGACAAUGGCUUUUGCAGCUGUCUUCACGCUCCCAGGAAUACUUACUUCACGCUAUGGAGAAGCAGACUUCCUUCAUGUGUUGCCAAGGAGAUUGAUGGGUGGACUUUUCACCUUGUUCGUGUCAUUAGCAGCUACCAUGAUCACAUUCAGUGCAACUCUUGCACUUUUGCUUCAAGAUAAAUGCAACUGGAUUGCAAUUCCUCUUGUUAUAAUAACAAGUAUUCCAGUGGGUCUGUUUGCCAUAAUACAAUUCCCUCUGCUCAUUGAGCUAUUCUGCGCCACAUACGGAUCAGCUUUCUUUCGCAAGCGUUACAAGAAAGUGAUUGAUUAGGUGCAACACAAUUAAUGUGUGUGUGUGUGUGUGCAUGUGUGUUUGUAGUAGGCAAUUCAAGAUGUUAGAAUGCAUUAAUUCUAGCCCAAUUAACCUAAAACUUUUUUUUAUUUGAAUAAGGUCAGUUUGUGAUCUAAUUUGCCCAAAAAUAUUGAUUGAAAGCUCAAAUGUAACAUUAGAG